Molecule: messenger RNA, 532 nt
Organism: Trichogramma pretiosum
Lineage: Eukaryota; Metazoa; Arthropoda; Insecta; Hymenoptera; Trichogrammatidae
Exons: 2
Coding region: 93-419 (108 amino acids)
Source: RefSeq, a predicted model, not a curated record
AUAAGACACGAACGAUUUUCUCAUUAGGAGGUUGGCUGGAGAAAAUUCAGAAUCGUUGUACGCGAUAUAUACACGGUAUACACACACAGAAAAUGGCAUCAGCACAAUGGAUUUUUUUAGCGCUCGUCGCGCUCGUAGUCAUCGUAGAUCUAUCCUCGGCCAAGCCGAUGUGGUCGGCACCAUACGGAUACUGGAAUCCGUACACUCAUUUGCGGACGACGACCCUACGACCCGAUAUUGCGCUUGAGCUUCAGGACGUGUCACCGCCGCCCUAUGAGAAUUUCGCGCCACCCUCGUACGAAUCGCUGGCCUACUCCAUCGUGCCAGGCGAUCGAACAACGACCGAACCGACGACCACAACAUCGACGACCGAACGAUCUCAAACAGGCUGUCUCGGCGAUAAUUGCGUCAUAAAUUGAUAAAAAUAAAUGAAUAUAAAAAUUAUAAAAAAAAAAUCUCAAUGCCGUGUCAAGUGCCUCCUGCUCAAGAGUGCGUGUGAAAAGCGCGGUGCAAUUCGAGCGCGUUACACAUC